This is a messenger RNA of Penicillium cinerascens, 2190 nucleotides long. RefSeq lists its product as uncharacterized. The record is from RefSeq and is a predicted model, not a curated record. The coding region runs from base 1 to 2190 and encodes 729 amino acids. Gene Ontology annotation, cellular component: Ino80 complex. Lineage: Eukaryota; Fungi; Ascomycota; Eurotiomycetes; Eurotiales; Aspergillaceae. The transcript has 4 exons.
AUGGCUGAGGUCGAAAAUCCCGCCAUGGACGAAUCUUUCGCCCUGUCCGAGGCUGCGGACGACCAGAAUCAUGGCAUGACCGCCAGCGCGACGGUCGGCACGAGACGCCAGGCCAACGGCACCAUUGGCUCUGUCUACUCGGGCAACAAGAUCCGGCAUCUCAAGAAGGAGGAUGGCAUCCCCCUGUGGCGCAAAGAUAUUCAGUAUCAGUUCCUCAAGCUCGUCUUCGAGGACAAGACCCCCGUCUUCACGCGGUAUCCCGACGGCCAGAAGAACCUGGACUUUGCCGACAUAUACAUCGACGCAAUGGCGAGGAGCAGCAAGACGAGCAAGAUCCUCAAGGACAAGUUGCAGAAUGAUAAGCCCGCGGCCAUAAGUAUGGCGAUGGUCUGUCUGCUAGUCAAUUUCGGACGCAUGAACACCACGCUGAACUUCUUCCCCGAAAUGCGUGCCCAGUUGCGAACUUACCACUCCAUCCCUUCCCUUCAAGCCCACCAAGAUUCCAAUGCCUACAAGCAGCUGCAGGAUGCUCCGCGUCUCAAGUCUAUACUUAAGGGCGCCUCUGAGGAUGUCGACCAGCCAAAUACAUUGGACAAAAUCAAGCGCCAGGAUGCACCCCGAACAAACCCUGUCAACCUCAUUUUCGUCCUGGCGCAAUAUGCGCCAAAGGUGUCGGAAAUGCAUUUCUUUCCUCCGCGCGACUUCUUCGAUCUGGUCAUGAGAUCUACACUCAGCAGUAAGAGCCGCGCUCGGGCAUUCCUUUGGCUGAUGUGGUGGUACCUGGAGAGCGAUUUCACCGCCGAAGCAGCGAGGAACAACCCGUUCGGACCCGGCCUGGAAGGCGAGGGUGCCGAGGGAUUGCCUUUGAAGGUCCCGGCAUUUGAGAGCUUAACGGAAGAACAGGCCAACGAGGAGAAUGUAGAUACACCCGAGGAACUGGAGUAUGGAGAGAUGAAGAGGCUUGAACGCAAGCGUAUUCUGGAGGAGGAUGAGCCAAUCCCCCGGGUUCCGAAGCGCGCGAAGAAAGAAUACGGCUUCGACGAAGACUCCUUUGCAGGCGACUACUCUGGCAUGGGUGGCCGCGGAUCCGCCAUGUCAACACCACUUCAUCCUUCUGCGAAGCGAAGCUUGGAUGAUGACGACGGCGAGCUCACGCCGGGCAUGGCUCGACCACGCAACAAGCAAGUCAAGCGCGAAGACUCUCUGAACCGGGCAGUGGGCCAGCAACGUCUCAUCUUGAAGACCAGAAUGGAUCACACCCCCGACGCUUCUCCCGCCCCUCCCGGGAACCACCCAGUGCUGAACCGCUUCAUUCCCGAGCCCUCACUAUCCCAGGCGCCUGGCCGUCGACCGCGCCCUCUCACACAACACCAGAUUGCCGUCGAGCAGAACCGCCGGCAACGCAUCGAAUAUCUACUCGCGAAGCGGAGGAGCAACGCAUAUCGCGUAAUCCGCGGCAAACGCGAAAACGAGAUCCCCUUCGUCCGCUACGGUCGCCUGCUACAGGGUCUGCCAGACGGAUACGAUACAGAAGAGGAAGAGUCUGCAUGGGGCAAGGGUGGCCUGGUUCCGAACCCCGAAGAAGAGGACGAUUUCGGCGAGAGUGCGAACUUCUUCCUUUCCGUGGUCCGCAAGGCAUCUCGACGGCUUGAUCGUUGGGACUACGAAGAUGCCAACGGGCCCAAGAAGGAUCGUCGUCAGGAGCGUGAGGAGCGACAGCGCACCAAGGCUGCCCUGGAGGCUGAUGUACGAGCCGCCAACAGCCGAUCUCGCGCACGACCUUCGCGCGGCGGGGCUGCGAAGCGCAAGUCCACCAAUCUAGCGGCAACCCCAGGAGGCAAGAAGCAACCCGGAUCAGCACGCCCGAAGGGUGGUCGCAGUCGCCUUGCCGGUGUGUCAGGGGUGGGCACACCAUCCUGGGACCCCGAGCAUGGCACUGGGCAUGAGUACAUGGAAGGUGAACUAGACGACCUGGACCGCGAGCUGCUCGGCGAGGGAUCCGGUGACGAUGACAUGCCGCCGCGCGCUGGACAAGAUGACGGUGAUUCCUCGGACGAUUCCUCAGACGAUGACGAGAAUUCGUCUACCUACGACGGACCAAACGGCUAUGCACGACACGAAAGCUCAUCUCCCGUUCCGUCUGGAGCAGUCGAACGACGUGAAGGCGGGGACGAGGCAAUGGAGGAUUGA